Messenger RNA from Plasmodium knowlesi strain H, 1179 nucleotides. Its product is annotated as ERCC4 domain-containing protein, putative. The transcript has a single exon. Bases 1 to 1179 code for a protein of 392 amino acids. The record is from RefSeq and is a predicted model, not a curated record. Lineage: Eukaryota; Apicomplexa; Aconoidasida; Haemosporida; Plasmodiidae.
AUGGAAAAUAUCAGAAUUGUGCUGAGCGAAGAUCUGCGGGGGGGAAGAGUGCACACAGAUCUUCAGGAACUCUUAAAGGAGGAGGAGGAAAAGGACAAGAAUGAAACAGCGUAUGGGAAGAUGCUCCAGGGGGGUUCUUUCCAAGAGGGUCACUCCCAAAUGGAUGGUGAAGGAAGGACACCCAUUUUGGAGCAGCACACCUGCCACAUUUAUACAAAUUUCCCCUACAAAUCUCACUUCGUGAAGAAUCACGAAAGGAAGAACCAAGAGGAUGGUUCUAAUAGGUACAUGGAGGACAUGGAUCUGAGUGGAUACAACCAAGUGGAGGAAACUCCCGGACCAACUGAACUCCAACUGGCGUUGAUACUUGUCCUUAUCGACGAACGUUAUGUCGAAAACGAAUGCCCGUUUUUACGAACCUCCAUUUUGAAUAAAAUAGAAAAGAUACAAAAAUCAUAUGAUCACGUUAAGAUCAUUUGUCUCUUCAUAGGAGUGCGUGAGUACAUAAGCAGAAUGAACUUCAACAGGGAGGUUAAUGCAUCGUUCGACAAGGGGGGUAGCGUAUCCUUAGACGGGAGUAUCCCUGAGGGGGGAAGACUCAACCCAUAUGAUGGAGAACACUCCAGGAUAAACGAAAAAAUGCUCGAUAGACUCAUCACAACACUACUUGUUCGUUACCAAGUGGACUCCAUCGAAAUGGAAAAUGAAAAAUACCUGCACAGGUUUAUUUUUAAGUGUUGCCAAUAUCUGUACAUGUCCAAGGUUCGGAAGGUCAAUUCAUAUUUUAAGGUGAAGCCUGCUGGACUCAGCCAGUUGAAGUUUUCACAAUUGAACGAGGAAAUAUGUAACCAGGAAAACUUGAACCAGGAUAGGUUAAACCAGAGCAGGCUGAGCCCGGCCCCCCCCGGGACACUUUCUGAACGCAGACAUUUUUCCACGUGGAUCUCACAGUUAAUGCAAAUCAACGGCCUAUCCGAAGAUGCCUCCAUAAACAUCGCCCAGGCCUUCAAUACCCCCUUCGACUUAAUUAUGCACUUCAAAAAAAAAGGCGAUGAAGAGUGCUUACGUGACUUUAUCAUUAGUUCGUCCUACGGGGAUCGACGCUUGGGCAAAGCUCUCUCGCGCAAAGUGUUCCGCGUUUUUUCCCCCGAUGCGCAUCCCGACAACUAUGUUUCGUAG